Messenger RNA from Actinia tenebrosa (Australian red waratah sea anemone), 947 nucleotides. RefSeq lists its product as uncharacterized. Gene Ontology annotation, molecular function: oligosaccharide binding. The record is from RefSeq and is a predicted model, not a curated record. NCBI's taxonomy places the organism in Eukaryota, Metazoa, Cnidaria, Anthozoa, Actiniaria, Actiniidae.
CUUAGCUAAAAAAUUCUAAGUAUUGUCAUCCGGUCUGUAGUUAUAUAAAGCUCGAAAUUUAGUUGCAAAAUCAGUUGUUAUAAAUAUUUCGUUCACAAAGAUGAAACUUUCGCUGCAACUAGUGCUGGUUUUCUUGGUAGCUUGGGGCAAAAGCUGUCCAGUUAUCAAGCCCAGUCAGAACGUCUUCCAUAGGUCUUGCCUAGACUACCUGAAAUCAGGUUCGACCAAAUGUGGAGUUUACAGAAUCUAUAAUGAUGAUGGCAACAGCUUUCCUGUCUAUUGUGAUAUGAAGACCGAACCAGGAAAUGCAUGGACCCUCGUCAUGUCUUGGAAACACAAGAAUCGCGUAUUCAGUCAGUUCAGAUCCUCUGUUUUCAGCACAAACGCUCCCGUCAACGAGAACGCACCAAACUUCAACCUGUACCGCCAGACGUUGUCUCGUAUGCAGUCCAUCAAGAGUCACUCUACACACUGGAGAGCCACGUGUAGUUACCCUACACACGGGGUAGACUACAGGGACUACGUCAGGGGAAACUUCAAGGACUUCGACAUCAUGACCUUCCUUGGUAUUGGAGUGUGCAAGAAAGUGGAGUACAUCAACAUCCGUGGACAUAUCGGCAUCCACACGACUGCUCGCUGGUGGCAGGUACUAAACACAUCCACCUUGCACAUUGACAGUAGUUCUAGUGGCUGUGGACUCGUACCAGUGGCAGGAUCAGUGUCAAGCGAAGAUAAUUUUGGUUUCCCUGAUGCUAUCAAUCCCAACUUCCGCUGUACCGCUAACGACAACGCGACAACCCAGUGGUGGUUCGGUGGUCAUCUUUAGACCGCUCUAGACCGGCUUCAGUUUUUUUAACCUAUAGAGUUUUUCUUGUUUCACUUGGAUUUAAGAUGUGUAAAAUUUCAAUGCGCUUGUAUUGUUGAAAUUGUGCAUAAUUAAUUACUUU